UGCGGCCUGGGCCUGGCUGAGGCCUGGCUGAGGGGAGGAGAGGGCUGAUGCUGAACUUCGGCAGUUGAAAUGAACACUCUCUUAAAACACUGGAAGGAGGCGGCAACUGUGGUUUUGGCUGCAGGGACCCGAAAGCACACCCUGAGUGAGAGUGUCAGCAAAGCACACAGCGCUGACCCCUUGGCCUUGCCUUUGCUGCCCAACAUACAGAGAGAUGCCACUGCUUGGGCUAGGCCAGAGGUGGCUGCAUUUGAUUACGCGGUGCUACUCUUACAGCGCAGUGGAAACAGCAAGUUCAUGCCCAACGCUCACGUGUUUCCGGGGGGUCAGAUCGACCCCUCAGACUUCUCAAGCGAUUGGAUUGAAGUUUUCUGGCCCUUUGGCCAACCCCCCGACUUCAAUCUGGGCACAGUCCAGCAAACGACUGGCAGGUCUCCCAUCUAUGCAACCGAUAGGAAGAAACUAGGAUCUCCUGUCCCCGGGGAGAUAGGAUUCCGCAUAUGUGCCAUUAGGGAAACCUUUGAAGAGUCGGGAGUGCUGCUGGUGAGGUCCAAUUAUGAGCAUCCGGGUGGCCAGGGCAUCCCACAGCUUCCUGAAUAUGAAUGGAAGGAACUGGAGGUAUGGAGAGCCCGUGUCCAGAAAAACCCGGUCAAUUUUCUAGCCAUGUGCAGAGAGUUGAGUUGCAUCCCUGAUAUUUGGGCCUUGAAAGAGUGGAAUAAUUGGCUGACCCCCACUGGCCUGGGACAGAGCAGAAGAUACGAUACUGCGUUCUUUAUUUGCUGUGUGCAAGAAAUCCCCUUCACAACGCAGGACAAGAAAGAAACUGUUUUGUACAACUGGCUGACCCCACAUGAAGCGCUGGAGCGUUUCACCCCAGAUGGGAUCUGGUUGCCCCCUCCACAGUACUAUGAAUUAUCUAGACUCUGCCAUUUCCCUUCCCUGCAAGGCCUCCAUGAGUUCAGCCGCGAGCGGGAGCUGGAAGGAUGCGAGUGCUGGCUCCCAGUCCGCCUGGCCGCUUCUGAUGGAUUCAUUCAGCUUCUCCCAGGUGAUGAGCUUUAUCCCAAUGAUCCUCACUGGAUGGGUGAAAAGAACCUUAACUUGAGUUCCACAAAGUCUGUGGAGGAACUGUGUCGGGAUGCCACCAGACUGCACCGAAUCAAAUAUCGGAGCUUAUACGAUUUUACUCUACAAGUCAAUAUUGAGCCCAAAUAUAAGCACAUUCACCCACUGAUAAAGAGCAAUCCAAGAAAUAUGUCAUCCAAACUCUGAAUAGUCGAUGGAUAUUUUGGAAAUUCAGAAUGUAAUAAAGAGCAGUUCCAUGUAAA
Molecule: messenger RNA, 1325 nt
Organism: Callorhinchus milii (elephant shark)
Lineage: Eukaryota; Metazoa; Chordata; Chondrichthyes; Chimaeriformes; Callorhinchidae
Gene: nudt19
Product: nudix (nucleoside diphosphate linked moiety X)-type motif 19
Exons: 2
Coding region: 70-1269 (399 amino acids)
Cellular component (GO): mitochondrion
Molecular function (GO): hydrolase activity, acting on acid anhydrides, in phosphorus-containing anhydrides
Source: RefSeq, a predicted model, not a curated record